Molecule: messenger RNA, 4438 nt
Organism: Neodiprion fabricii
Lineage: Eukaryota; Metazoa; Arthropoda; Insecta; Hymenoptera; Diprionidae
Exons: 22
Coding region: 143-4438 (1431 amino acids)
Molecular function (GO): protein binding
Source: RefSeq, a predicted model, not a curated record
UGGUGAAUUUUUUUAGGGUCUAUAUCGUGAAGACGAUAGAUUUGGUCCAGGCAUUUAUACCGAUGCUGCAGGGUGUCAAGACGUCGGUAUUUGGUUAUCAUCUCAACUAAUUCGUUUGUCCAGAACCUUUGAGGCUGAGCAAAUGAUGCCUCGUUUGGCUGUUAAAGAUGAGGAUAAAAUUACAAUUUUACAAUACCGUCAAAUUGUGCAUCUACAAAAGGAUGCUGCAAAACAUUUGGCAGAGAACUUAAUCGAAUCUCUGAUGCAUUCACGAAAUUUUGACAAAAAUGCUCUUAAACGAGCCAGCGAAUUGUACAACCCACAGUGUAAAGACAACAGAGCACUGUGGUUUAACAAACCAAGGUAUGACGAGACAUUUUUUGGAAAUGAAUCCGAGCAAUUUACAAUAGAUGUUCUUAUGACGGAUGAAGAAAUCCAGUUAAAAAUUGCCGAAAACGAAGAAAAAAGCACUACUAUGAUGAAAGAUUUGGCCAUUGAUACUACACCACAGAUUCAUGAAUCAAGAGUUGUUCUCGAAGUAUUACAUGAUUCGGUAGAUAUUGGUGCAAAAGAGCAAUACACCAGAGACGAUUCGAAUGACGACAAACAGAUUAAAAUAUCAAACAAAUAUGAAAAUAAAGAAGAAUCUGAUUAUUGCGGUAUAAAACCAGCUCGAAUUAAUUCACAAAUUAUGAAUAGCACAUUUUUCAUGGGCAUAAAUCACGAAGAACAGUGGAACAUAUUUCGAAACUCUGCUGUCACUAUACCGCCAAAAUUUUCAAAGUCCGAAAGUUCAGAUGUGAAUUCCUCGCCUGAAGAACGGCUUCAAGGCUUAAGUAAAAAAGAAUCCUCGGUUGUAGAAUUUGAUGACUUUGGACGAAUAAAAGUCAAAGGAAUGCAAUACACGAAGAAAGUGUUAGUCACCGACCUGAUGGCUUGGAACAAUAGUCCGAUAUCCAUUGAGCUUCUCAAACACGUUUUCAAGCAUCAUAAGUUUGAGAAAACAUUGAGCUUUGACGUGAGUAAAGUCCUAGCUGGUAGACGAGGUUCGUUCAGGCAAGAGGGAGCUCACGAAAAUGCUGCAGUAGAGUUAUUGAAAUCAUGCUCUGAUGGUCUUCACAAAAGUAUCAUCAUGCGGUUAAUUUCAUCAAAAAACUUAUGCCCAGAUGUUGCUGACAGUAGAGGGAAUACAGGCUUGUUAUUUGCAGCAGCGAGAGAUAGAUUGGAAGUGAUAGACGUACUAUUAGAUCUUGGUGCAAAUAUUGAUGCCAUAAAUGACGAAUGUUUGACACCACUUUCCUUGUGCAUCUUACGACUACUAGAAUUGAUACACGGUGUGAGCAAUUGGUCGGAUGCAUUUUUACCAAAGAAAAGAAUAUCCGAACAGACAGUUGACAAUGAUUCUACAACGUUUAAAAACUGUGAACAAUGGCACGGAAGAAUCAGCUACGAGUCACUCGUCAAACGGAUGCCAAAACAGAUGGAUUUGACUCCAGCACCAACAGAAAAUCUACUAUCAAAAUUUCAACCAAAAUAUUUCUCUAGUAAUGGCGAAUCAGGGUCAGGUACGAAUGCAAUGAACGCCAUGACAGAUCGUGCAGGCCCGAUAAAGUUAUUAGAUCCCACGAAUCAGCAUAAAAGCAUAGGCAGUCAAUUAAACGAAAAACAUCCAGACGUAGAAGAUAAUCAUCAGAUAAGUGUAGCAGCUAGUCAAGCACAGAUCCAGAAAUACAUUUUCGACAUGUCACCUAUCAUGGAAACAUUUGAUUCUCAGAGGAAAUCGAAAAUCAGCAAACCUAAGCGCAAAAAUAAAAUUGAAAUUAAAACUACGGACGAUAGAAAACCGACAGAUAGAAAAUUAUUUUCUAAAAGUAACAAGCCGUUAAUUGGACUGGAAAAAAUUAGUAAUAACAACAACAGAGAAAUCUGUGCAAAAAUCGAAAAAGUACAUGCUACAAUAUCGAAACUUUUACAACGAGGUGCCGAUCCAAACUUUUCACAAGUACCUUACCCGGUUACAAUAAUGGUAAUUUUUACCAAAACGCCAUCUCUUCUCUCAGAACUGUUGGAGUACGGAGCGGAUCCCGAUACCACAUUAUCCAAAGUUGAUCACUAUUUUACACCACUGCUGAUCCUGGCGAUUCUUCAACCAGCUUACGAGCAUGCGCUUAUGGCAAAAGCUUUGCUAAAGGCCAAGGCAAAUCCAAGUGUAAGAGCCGAUUCUCACUACCGAUCAGACGUAAUGGAACGUGUGAGACAAAAUAGAUGUGCAGAAUUUCUCGACAGUUGCCAAGGUAUGACGGCCUUGCAUCUUUUGGCUGUUAGACACGAUAUGGAUGCAGACACGGGUGAAUACUUAGGGACACUCAUCAGAGCCAUCUAUCAAUAUGGACGUAUCAAACGCAGUGAUUUAUAUCAAGGACAUUCCCCAUUAUCCUUAGCAAUCUUCGAAGGUAAUUUUACAGCGACAAAAGCACUUCUAAGAUCCACGUAUGUUGAUGUUAACGAACAGUUGGGUAUAGACUUGGGCAAUGCUAUGUUGAUGCUAGAAUCUCGUGUAUUGCAAGAACUCUUGCCACCUCAACUUCUGCAAAAAUUUCUCGAACUGCUGUUACAGUACGGAGGCUGUCCAUUUGAGUCGGUCAACGUAUUAGGAGAAGACUAUAACCAAAUAGAAUACGGAAGGAAAGAAUUAAUGAAAUUAUCCAAUCCAGUUGUGAGUACAACAGAAAUUAAAGAGAAAGGAAAAAAGACAAAUGCAUCGAAGAGAUCCAAAUCCUCAAAGCUAUCUACAGCAACGAACUUUGCUAAAAGCAUGAAUUUCAUUGAAACAGUGGCUAAGGAAAAAUUGAUACGAAGAAUCAAAGCAAAUCUUGUGCGAGGCUUGAUGGACUUGCCUGUAAUGCUCUUGCCUGUAGAAAACCGAUUAGCAUUGCUUAAAGAGCCAUUAUUUAAGCAUGCGGAAGCUUGGAUGAAUGCGGAAGAUUUGGCUAUUAUUAUGGAAACUAUGAACUGCAGUCGUAGUAACGUCAAAGGAUUAGUGAGGCUCUUUGUAACGGCAUGUAUACCAGCUUACGAAAAAAUGGUACCUGAAAUAGAUACACUGAUACAAAACGAAACAGAAACAAUAAUGAACAGAGUAAUGCCGUUGGUAGGCCUUAAGAAAAAUGUUGCAACAGCUGCAGAUUAUAAAGUGGAAAGAGCCAGUUUCGACACAGAAACCAAAAACUUGAAUUCAAUUGUAGUAUAUCCAACUGAGACGGAUCCUAACCGUAAUAAGUUUAAAGUCUGUUUCGAGUGCUUCGGUGUUCAUGGAAAAGUUCUGAUCGUAUGUCCCACGUGUAAGCAAUUGUAUUUCUGCUCGCAAGAGUGUAACGAGAAAAAUGUUACACUGGAGAAAAAUCCUCACCAAUGCCCGAUUUUCUACCAAAAGGAACGGACCAGACUGGAGAGAAUUGCCAUGAUUUUAGGCAUCGACCCAAUAAAUUGUAUGCGAGAAAAGUUUCAAAAUCCGGAGCUGUACACGGAUCUUGAAAAACAAAUUGGACUAUUCAUUGAGCAAAGAGAAAAUAGUAUUGGUGAGCGGAUCGAAAACAAAGCUGAUGGUGAUAAUGUAAAAUCUAGAAAAAACCCAGUGCCUGGUUUGAUUUUUGAAAAAGUAAACAAAGAGGAUGAUGGCGGUGAAAUUAAUUUACAAAACAUCGUCAAAGGUGGCGAAUUAAUCAAAAACAACAGUGGUGCGAAAAAUGUUGGCGAGGCGAAAAUUUUCAGCAAGGAAAUCGAUGAGAGUUAUAAGGAUGUCAAGUUCAAGGGUAAGAAAAUUGAAGACGGUAAUAUUAAAUCAAAAACGGAAGGAGAAAAAACUGGAUACAAGACUAUGAAUAGUAAAAUAAAUAGUGAUGAGGGAUAUGAGAUGCUAUCGGAAAAAGGCAGAGAAUAUCCUGUAAACGAUAAUUACAAAAUUGAAAAUAGUGGCGGUUAUGGUAGAAAAUAUAAGGAAACAAGUAAAAAAGGUAUUAAGCUUCAUAAGAACGAAAUCGAAGACAGUAGCUCGACGUUUAAAAAUAAAUUUGGUAAUUUGGAAGGGAAGAAAGGUGACCGGAAACCAAAUUACGUUGAUACCAGAGACCGUGUACAAAAAAACCGUGAAGAUAAACCGAAUAAAGAAAAUUGGAUAAAACACACGGAUAAGAAAACUAAUGAACUGCCAUCACAUGCUAUAAAAUCACCAAAGAAAAAACACAGGCAUAUAGCUGAAAAUAAUAUUCCAAAAAAAUAUAUCAAUUGGUUACUAAAAGUUAGUAAAUCUGCAGGAAAAAAUUUGGAUAUUGAUAUGCUUCUACUUCCUUACGUAGUUUUUGCACAAGGAGAUACAUAUUUCAGAAUACUACCAAGCGAACAAUAUUCCAAGUCUGCAGGAAACUAUAGUCUGAUUUGA